Ilyonectria robusta is the source of this 1077-nucleotide messenger RNA. RefSeq names its product mitochondrial carrier domain-containing protein. Bases 1 to 1077 code for a protein of 358 amino acids. The record is from RefSeq and is a predicted model, not a curated record. The transcript has 6 exons. Gene Ontology annotation, cellular component: mitochondrial outer membrane translocase complex; mitochondrion. Gene Ontology annotation, molecular function: FAD transmembrane transporter activity; folic acid transmembrane transporter activity. Lineage: Eukaryota; Fungi; Ascomycota; Sordariomycetes; Hypocreales; Nectriaceae. Gene Ontology annotation, biological process: protein import into mitochondrial matrix; nucleotide transport; folate import into mitochondrion.
AUGUUCGCCCUUUCCGAGGAGUCCAAGGAGCGCAUCGCUAAGCUCAUCGACAUCUCCCGCGUCGCCAUCCACUAUGGCUACCUUCCCCUGAUCCUCUACCUCGGCUACACCCGCAGCGACCCCCGACCCUCCCUGCAAUCCCAUCUGUACUUUAUGCCCGACCUCAACCAUGCGGGUCUCUCCCCCGCCGUUAUCGAGUCCCUCGCCGGCCUCAGCGCCGGCACCGUCGCCACCUUAGUCGUCCACCCGCUGGACAUUGUCAAGACUCGCAUGCAAAUCUACCGCAACUCAAUGCCCUCGGCAGUCCGUCCCACGACCGUCUCGCUGCUGCGCUCGCUGACGGCCAACCCGCACCCGCUCGCCUCGCUGUACCGCGGCCUGACGCCGAACCUCGUCGGGAACGCCUCAAGCUGGGCGUCCUUCUUCUUCUUCAAGUCGCGCUUCGAGCGUGCUCUCGCCGCGUACCAGGGCCGCCCGCGCCCGUCGCCCGGUGACUACUUCGCCGCGAGCGCUCUGGCCGGCGCGUCGACUGCCGUGCUGACGAAUCCGGUCUGGGUGCUCAAGACACGCAUGGUGUCGUCGGAUCGUCAUGCUGUCGGCGCGUAUCCGUCCAUGUUGGCCGGCGCUCGCACUAUCCUCGCUACCGAGGGCCCGCGCGGCUUCUACCGCGGCCUCGCCGUCUCUCUCAUCGGCGUGUCGCAUGGCGCCGUGCAGUUCGCCGUGUAUGAGCCGGCCAAGCGGUGGUACUUCAAUCGCCGGCAUAACCUAUACGGCAUUGACGAGAGCGCGCCCAUGAAGCCCGAGGCCACCGUCGCACUGUCGAGCGCGGCCAAGCUGGUCGCCGGCGCCGUGACGUACCCGUACCAAGUGCUACGGAGCCGGCUGCAGAACUACGAGGCGGAAGCGAGGUUCGGGCGCGGGUUCCGCGGCGUGGUAGCGAGGAUCUGGAUUGAGGAGGGACUACGAGGCUUCUAUCGCGGCCUGGUUCCCGGCGUGGUGAGAGUGAUGCCGGCGACAUGGGUGACGUUUUUGGUUUAUGAGAACGUCAAGUACUAUCUGCCGCGGUGGAUUGCUUAG